This is a messenger RNA of Laccaria bicolor S238N-H82, 2211 nucleotides long. RefSeq lists its product as uncharacterized. The record is from RefSeq and is a predicted model, not a curated record. Gene Ontology annotation, molecular function: magnesium ion transmembrane transporter activity. The transcript has 14 exons. Lineage: Eukaryota; Fungi; Basidiomycota; Agaricomycetes; Agaricales; Hydnangiaceae. Gene Ontology annotation, biological process: magnesium ion transport. Gene Ontology annotation, cellular component: membrane. The coding region runs from base 1 to 2211 and encodes 736 amino acids.
AUGUCGUCCGCUUCAGCCUCAGAAACGUCAGCUGCAGCUGCUGCAACAUCAACAGCGGCCUCAACUAUCUCAGCUGGUAGCAACCUCAAGAUCGUCGGAAUCAUCUUGGCUAUCACCAGCGGCGUGCUUAUUGGCUCAAGUUUUGUAUUCAAGAAGAAGGGUUUACUUCGCUCGCAGGCGGGCGGAGAGCUCGGGGAAGGUGUUGCUUAUCUGAAAUCGCCAUUAUGGUGGACAGGAAUGAGCAUGAUGAUAGUCGGAGAACUCUGUAACUUUGCUGCCUACGCAUUUGUUGAAGCUAUUGUUGUUGUACGAACUUCGCCACUUGUCCUUGCGCCAACUCUCACCAAUUCGCUUCCGCAGACUCCGCUCGGCGCCCUCUCUGUUGUUAUUUGUGCUAUCCUGUCAUCAGUUUUUCUGAAGGAGAAGCUUAGUUUCUUUGGAUGGUUAGGUUGCGGACUAUGCAUUCUUGGAUCUGUAAUUAUAGCGCUUAACGGUCCGCAAGAGUCUUCUGUUGGCCAAAUUCGUGAAUUUCAGAAGCUCUUCCUGGCACCAGGCUUCCUAUCCUACAUCGGCGUUCUCAUAACGGCGUCACUUGUAAUCAUCUUCUACUUCGCACCAAGAUAUGGCAAGAAGAGCAUGCUGUGGUACAUUUUUGUGUGCAGCAUGAUUGGUGGGAUCUCUGUCAGUGUUACCACUGGUCUCGGCGCCGCCAUUGUCACAACAGCAAUGGGUAGUAACCAGUUCAAGUACUGGUUCAUGUACUUCUUACUCGUAUUUGUCGUCAUUACGCUCUGUAAGCGCGCGAUUAGUCAGGCUUCAAUUCAUUCUCAAUCCAUCUCUGUUUUGACAGUAACGGAGGUGUAUUAUCUUAAUGUUGCGCUUGCAUUGUUCAACACCGCUAUGGUCACGCCCACAUACUACGUUAUAUUUACAUUCUUUUCAAUGGUCACCACGAUCGUUCUCUUCCAAGGCCUUCACGCUAGUGUUUCUUCGAUAAUCACACUUGUUAUGGGUUUCUUGGUUAUAUGUGUUGGGAUCACAAUAUUACAGAUGUCGAAAGUCGACCCAACACAGCUGGCCAAGUUGGAUCGUCGUUCUACGAUUCUUCUCCAAGCCGCUCGCGCGCAGACAGAAAUUGCCGAAGAAAAGGGCGCCAUUGGGUACGAGGACCCUGGUAUGGACACUUUGCGCGGAUCGUUUGGCACUGUGGGCAGUAUUAUUCGGGCACGUACUAUUAGGAGGAUGAGCCAAAGCAGCAAUGCUGGCGUCCGUGCUCGACCCCCUGGCGCUGCUGCGCCAUCCCACGUAUCCGGCAUGCCAUACAGCAUAUCACAAGACCAGGAGUUCUCGACUAUGAAGCGCCAUCAACUAUACGAUGCGCCAGUACCAAGAGACGAUACCUCCUCCAUUCGGGCUCCUUCGGUCAGUUCGCCAUUCCCAACCAAACGAACGGCGAUCAAGUUUGACAGCCAAGACGUUGUACAUUCAUAUGACCGUCUAGGACAAGGACAGAACAGAGCCACCCAUGAACAUCGUGAAGCCAUUGGAUCACCGAAGUUUCCCCCGGAUGGAUACCCGCCACUACCACCAGUUCCGUCACGGGACACGGUAGCAUCAGAAGGAAACUUGCUUGGGAUGGAUAGUCCACCCCACUCUCGCCUUCCCCCGCCGUCUGGCUUCCUACCUCCAAGCGAUGAUGGCAGCAUCCCACAAAUACUACCCCUUCCUCCAGCGCUUUCUGGAGAACAUCAUGUGCACAGUGCGCCCCCAACGAUGUACGCGCGAUAUCAGCAGCAAACGGGAAGUAACUCGAGAAAAGAUUCGCGGGAUAUUUUUGGAGACCCUGCAAGUUCUAGGGGCACGCUACUGUCUUUCCCCUCUGUGACCGACUCGGCACAGAGUCAAACAUGGAACCCGGAGGAGAUAGCAGCGCAAGAACGGGAGCGGGAGCAGGAGCGAGCGAAGGAGAAGGAGCGAGCAAAGGAGAAGGAGCGGGGACGAGCAGGAAAGAGAUACCCCAGGGCGUCCGGAGACAUCGACAAAGAAGAAAGUGAGAGCUUAUGGAAACGGUCAACGGAGUCGUCGUCGUCAGAAGGUGGGUCACCGCCGAAUGCUGGUGUUCGGCUUGUCCAACGGAAGCCUGUCUCACCUUCCGCUUCGAUGAUGAAUGGUAUAUAUACCAUCACGCAUCCCCAGGUCAAUUUAAUAUAA